AUCCAUACAACAUGUCAAGAUGAACUUAAGACCAUCUUUGAUAUCAGAUCUAACUAUGAACACCACCUAUGAUUCUCUGUACCAAACUGGGGAUACACUGUUGAAAUGCAUCUUACUUUGAAUCUCUAUUCGAUGUUGCAAAUAGAGAAAAUAUUUCACGCAACUCGCGACUUAUCUUGCAUAUUCCACGUAUAUGCGGCAUCUGUCAGAAACGUCAACGUUUGUCCGAAUUCAAUCGUCACAGUGCAAAACAGAUGAAUUAAUUUGUUUGAGUUUUUAUUACUAUCCUUGAGCCGAAGAUAUUUGGCACGUAGGCUGAUGUACUUUGAAAACGGCAGAGUUAAAAUUAUACUUUGUACCAUAUCACCUUUAUUGCGAUCCGUUUACGGCAUACCAGCUGUAUCAACGAUUUCUACAUCCUACCCAAGUGGUACCCAUUAGAAGGAUGUUUUUUCAGCUAUCUUUAGCGAUCUUACUUUUACAUUUAGUAGAUGGUAAUUACUUUAGAACUAAUUCCCGAAGAGAUGAUCAAUGCUUCUGCAAGUUGAAAGGUUCUAUAGACGACUGCACCUGCAAUGUGGAUACUGUGGACUACUUUAAUAAUAUGAAAAUAUACCCGAGAAUUCAAAGUCUUCUAGUCAGAGAUUAUUUUAGAUUUUAUAAAAUAAACUUGAAGCAAGACUGUCCAUUUUGGGCAGACGACAGCAAAUGCGCUAUUCGUUAUUGUCAUGUAUUACCUUGUCAAGAUGAUGAUAUUCCGGAAGGUUUGAAGGGAGAUGUCCCAAGAAAUAUACACUUGAACGAGAGCCCAGUAGACAAAUACAGACCGAAUGCUCAACAAUUGACUAACUGUAGGCACAGCGCGAAAGAUCAUAAUAUAGAACUCGGUUACUUAAACACGACGAUUAGUAUGGAGAAUUACAAAGAAUUUGAAAGAUGGCAGCGGCACGAUGAUGCACAGGAUAAUUUCUGUGUAAAAGAAUCUAGUCCUGGGGAAUACGUGGAUCUUUUACUCAAUCCCGAAAGAUAUACUGGAUAUAAAGGUGUCAGUGCGCAUAGAAUUUGGCGGAGUAUUUACAUGGAGAAUUGUUUCAGGCCUGAAAAUUCACCUCACAUUUUUAUACAAUCUUCUAAGAUGAACGGAAUGUGUUUGGAAAAACGAGUUUUUUACCGAGUCAUAUCCGGCUUGCACGCUAGCAUUAAUAUACAUUUAUGUUCGAAAUAUUUGCUAGUCUCUCAAGAUGGUUUGCGAGCAUCGUCCGAUGAUAAUCAGUGGGGUCCUAACUUGGAAGAGUUACAAAGAAGAUUUUCCUCCGAAACAACAGGCGGUGAAGGCCCCAUCUGGCUAAAAAAUUUAUAUUUUACUUAUUUACUUCAAUUGAGAGCUUUAGCUAAAGCUGCACCUUAUUUGGAAAGAGAGGGAUAUUAUACAGGAAAUAAAGUGGACGACGAAGAUACAAGACUGGCUAUGAACAACAUAUUAAGCAUUGUCAAGUCAUUUCCAGAACAUUUUAACGAGACAGUUAUGUUUACCGGUGGAACACAAGCGCAAUUGUUGAAAGAAGAAUUUAGACAACAUUUUAGAAAUAUUUCACGUAUCAUGGAUUGUGUAGGAUGUGAGAAAUGCAAGUUAUGGGGUAAAUUGCAAAUUCAAGGCUUGGGUACCGCGUUGAAAAUAUUAUUCUCGGGUAAAUUCGAUAGAUGGGAACCGACGCUCAACAAUCUGAACCGGAAAUUAUUCUUCUUAGAGAGGAGUGAAAUUGUCGCAUUGGUAAAUGCUUUUGGAAGAUUAUCAGAAAGUAUCUUCGAGUUGGAUAGGUUCCGCAGGAUGAUGAGAUAACGCACCAACAAUUUAUAAUGAGGAAUUUUCCAGUACUACGAAACAUCACACAAAAACAUCACUUUAUUCGGGUUUGAUGAUAUCAUCAACCGCAAUCAACGUCCGUAUCUUGAAUAUACACAAUUCUCUCUUCCGAUAUUAUUAGUAACACACACACACAUAUACACACACACACACACAUCAACAUUUUAUAUUAUAUAUAUAAAUAUAUAUAGGACUGGUCCCAUCAGAGUUUCCUUAUGCUAAUCAAUAAAUUAGAUUUCUUAAUAUCGUAAUAUAUAGCUACUUUGUAUUAUAAUUGAAAUUAUUGCUAUAAUAUAUAUAUAAAGUAAAAGUGAAGAUAAAUUAACGGGUGAAAAAAGUUACUUGUGCAAGUGGAUAUUAUAUAUAUAUAGAAUAAGAAGAGACUGUCCUCCGAAUUAAUAUUUUUUUCCGAUUCUGUGUUGUAACUUUUGACUCCGUCUGUGAUAAAUAUUUUAUCUAAGGUACAUAUUUUUACAUGACUUGGAUGUAUAUUAUAUUUUAAAUUUAGUGUUCCGU
Molecule: messenger RNA, 2380 nt
Organism: Dinoponera quadriceps
Lineage: Eukaryota; Metazoa; Arthropoda; Insecta; Hymenoptera; Formicidae
Gene: Ero1L
Product: ero1-like protein
Exons: 10
Coding region: 446-1840 (464 amino acids)
Biological process (GO): protein folding in endoplasmic reticulum
Cellular component (GO): endoplasmic reticulum membrane; endoplasmic reticulum
Molecular function (GO): FAD binding; protein-disulfide reductase activity; thiol oxidase activity
Source: RefSeq, a predicted model, not a curated record